Messenger RNA from Oxyura jamaicensis (ruddy duck), 1458 nucleotides. It is a transcript of the gene CDX2, whose product is annotated as caudal type homeobox 2. Gene Ontology annotation, biological process: anterior/posterior axis specification; regulation of transcription by RNA polymerase II; embryo development. The transcript is spliced from 3 exons. The coding region runs from base 230 to 1033 and encodes 267 amino acids. Gene Ontology annotation, molecular function: RNA polymerase II transcription regulatory region sequence-specific DNA binding; DNA-binding transcription factor activity, RNA polymerase II-specific. The record is from RefSeq and is a predicted model, not a curated record. Gene Ontology annotation, cellular component: nucleus. NCBI's taxonomy places the organism in Eukaryota, Metazoa, Chordata, Aves, Anseriformes, Anatidae.
UCUGGGCCAUUACUAAUAGGGCCUUGUAAACAAUCGUUAAUCAUGUAAGUGCUGCCGGCCAUCGGCUUCGGACCGGCCCCGGCAGCGAGCAGCGCUCGGCGCCGAGGCAGAGCGGGGCCGCGGCCCCUCCGCCUGCCCCCUCCCCGCCCCGGGGGAGCCCGGCCCCGGGCCCCAGCAGCUCCGAGAGCCCCAGCAGCAUGCGGAGAGCCGCCGCCGGGGUCCCGCCAGCAUGUACGUGAGCUACCUCCUGGACAAGGACGGGCCCAUGUACCCCGGCCCCGUGCGCCACUCGGGGGGGCUCAACCUGGCGGCGCAGAACUUCGUGGGCGCCCCCCAGUACGCGGACUACGGGGGCUACCAUGUGAACCUCGACAGCUCCCAGUCCCCCGGCACGGCCUGGCCGGCUCCCUACGCCGCUCCUCUCCGCGAUGACUGGGGAGCCUACGGGCAAGGGGCGCCGCCGGCCGCCGGAGCCGUCCACGGCCUCAACGGGGGCUCCCCGGCCGCAGCCAUGGCCUACAGCCCUGCCGAAUACCACCACCACCACCCGCACGCCCACCACCACGCCGGCCCCUCGCCCCACUGCUCCGCCGGGGUCAUGCAGCCCCUCAACGCCGCCGCCGCCGGGGCCGCCCCGGAGCCUCUGUCCCCCGGUGGGCAGCGCCGAGGGCUCUGCGAGUGGAUGAGGAAACCGGCGCAGCCCCCCCUCAGCAGCCAGGUUAAAACCAGGACGAAAGACAAGUACCGCGUCGUCUACACCGACCACCAGCGGCUGGAGCUGGAGAAGGAGUUCCACUACAGCCGCUACAUCACCAUCCGGAGGAAAGCGGAGCUGGCCUCCAGCCUGGGGCUGUCGGAGAGGCAGGUGAAAAUCUGGUUCCAGAACCGGCGGGCGAAGGAGAGGAAGAUCAACAAGAAGAAGCUGCAGCAGGCGCAGCCCGGCGCUGCGGAGCCGCUCAGUCCCGGCGCCCCUCUGCAGGGUCCCACGGGGGGGGCGGCAGCCGCCGGGCUGGGCCCCGCCGCCCCCCAGUGACAGCGGCCGAGGGGACCGCAGCUCAGGGACUGCUGGAGGGCACGGCCGCUGCGGGGCCGGGCCGAGCCGUGCCGGGCCGUGCCGGGGCCGGGGGGGUCUCGGUGGCACGGUGGGAGCGGGCCCCCCCCCGCCUAUGCACUACACCGCCCCGCGGGGCCGGCCUUGUGUACAGAGUGUACAGUUUGCGUGUCUCGUCGUCGGGGGGAAUCGUGGCGGUGGCUUUAUUGUUAUUAAUAUUAUUAUGGUUUUCGGUUCUCUUUUUUAUUGUUUUUACCCUGGAAUUUGUUAGAUAAAAGGGGGGCACGGGCGCUGCCUGUGUGCCCCCUGUGAAUCUCAGGGAUCUGCAAGGUUUUUGAAAUGUUGUCGGGCUAACGAUGAAUUUUAACAGGAAGAAAAAAAAUUAAAGCACAUUUUUUUAUUAUUUU